AUGGUUAUCAUAAUCCCUUAUCUGUUGGCUAAAAAUGCCCUCUUGAUGGGCUUCGCUCGCUUCGUGGGCUGCCGGAUACGCCCAUCAAUCGUAAUGUUGACCCCGAUAGGCCCACGAAAACCCGGCCACAACCGUGCGACGUGGCCGGUUCCCACCGGGCGUGCCCCGUCCCUUCACCCUCCCCUCCUUGACUAUUGGGCCCUGGGCCCAUGGUCCAGAUCUAUUGUCACCCGUCACCCUCGCCAACCUGCAAAAGACCGAGACAACCCGCAAAUCGGACCAGAAUGCCGUAACCCGCAAAAACUAGCCAAAAUUCAGUCAACCAGCAAACACGGAGUUGAAUUUCCGAAAAGGCGUGUCCGAGGCCAAAAAGUUGAUACGGUCUUCAUCUGUCCGUUUGGUGGAAUCUUUCCCAUCAACGGUUCAUCUUGA
Molecule: messenger RNA, 432 nt
Organism: Debaryomyces tyrocola
Lineage: Eukaryota; Fungi; Ascomycota; Pichiomycetes; Serinales; Debaryomycetaceae
Source: the annotation of a GenBank genome assembly